AUGCUCCCGGUUCAUCAUCCAAUUCUCAGGAAACCAGGAGAUCUUGACUUCCUUCCUCAGUACCUCGACGCGCUAAAUGCGCGUAAUCCGCGAGCCGCCCUGCCCCAUGUGCAUAGGUUGGUAAAAUUGUACGCGUCCUACUCUCGUGAGCAGCUGCUACCUUUUCUGCGCUCCACCUACCACUAUCCUCUCAACGAGGCCCUGGCACUCUGCCAGUCCCUCAACUACGUACCGGAGACCGUCUACCUACUCACGCGGGUUGGACGUCGCAAGGAUGCACUGCGAUUACUCAUGGAAAAAGGUGCAGAGGAUGCAUUUUUGCUGGGGAGCAAGACUCUGACUGUGGAACAACGCCAGGCUGAGGUAGCUUCUCGAGCAAUUGCCUAUUGUUUGGAGGAGGACUACUCUCAGCGCAGAAUCUACCUUACUUCUUAUGACCCUCCUCACCGUCUACAAUCCAAGACCCAUCCAAAGCAAAGUCGGGUCAGCAGUGACGGUGACGACUUUGUUAGCGUUGGCGACAACAGCGAUGGCGGUAGCGCCGAUGAUGAUGACGACUACGGAGUGGAGGCAGGUGGGGGCGUGAGAAGAGGUUUCUCUCCUUCGCAUUCCACUUCUCGCGAGACUGGAGAGCUGUGGAAGCAGGUGGUCUUUUUUGCGGUGGACAAACCUGGCUUCAUUUGUGCUCUCUUAAAUCAAGCCAGCACAGAACGGAUUGACCCUACCUUGUUACUGAGGCGAAUCGAGCCAAAUACGGAAAUUCCUCAUCUAAAGGAGUCUUUGGUCAAUCUCCUUCACAAUACGCAGGUAAUGUUAGGUCUCCCGUACCAUUCAUUUCGAGGCAUUGCCAAUGGUAGAACUUGA
Hydatigera taeniaeformis is the source of this 864-nucleotide messenger RNA. Lineage: Eukaryota; Metazoa; Platyhelminthes; Cestoda; Cyclophyllidea; Taeniidae. The record is from the annotation of a GenBank genome assembly.